This is a messenger RNA of Penicillium soppii, 555 nucleotides long. RefSeq lists its product as uncharacterized. Lineage: Eukaryota; Fungi; Ascomycota; Eurotiomycetes; Eurotiales; Aspergillaceae. Bases 1 to 555 code for a protein of 184 amino acids. The record is from RefSeq and is a predicted model, not a curated record. The transcript is spliced from 3 exons.
AUGAAGUUCACCAUCUUUGCCCUUUCGGCUGUCCUGGCCCUCGCCAUUGCAGACACCACUACCACUGCGGGCUCCUCGACCAUUACCACCACACCCGAAGUUGAGUGCGCAAAGCAAUGUGACGCGAGGGACACCUGCUGUACUGCCAAGUGCUACCAUGUUCCCUGCCCCAGCGACAACGAAGCCGACGACACAAAUAGCUGUGUCUCUGCCUGCCCCCAGGGCACUGGCUCUCCUGCUGACACCCAGAGGUACGCCGACUGCGAGCAGUCUUGCCUCAACUCCCAUUUCUGGGGGGGCAGUGGUGCAACGGCCACCCACCCAACAUCCACCUCAGGUGCCACUGCCACGCAGACGGGCUCCAGCUCGACAAGCACUGACUCCUCCGAGUCUUCGAGCGACUCCAACGGCUCCAGCAGCUCUGACUCUUCAGAUGGAACUGCCACCAGCUCGUCUGGCUUCACCCAGCAAACCACCAAUGCCGCCCCGCAUGUCACGCUCGGUGCUUCCGCUGCUGGCCUCUUUGGGCUGGUCGUUGCUGCCUUUGCUCUGUGA